Messenger RNA from Eucalyptus grandis, 420 nucleotides. RefSeq names its product antifungal protein ginkbilobin-like protein. The record is from RefSeq and is a predicted model, not a curated record. Lineage: Eukaryota; Viridiplantae; Streptophyta; Magnoliopsida; Myrtales; Myrtaceae. Gene Ontology annotation, cellular component: plasmodesma. The coding region runs from base 1 to 420 and encodes 139 amino acids. The transcript has a single exon.
AUGGCGAUUCCUCCGCUGAAACCGACCCCCGCAGUCGCCGCCGCGUCGCUGCUGCUGCUCCUCCUCGGCGUCGCCGCCGCUCGGGCCGCGCCGGACACGACGGUGAAGCAGGUGUUGUGCAAUGGCGACGGCUACACGGCCGGCGACCCCUUCGCCGCCAGCGUGGCGUACGUCGCGGCGGACCUGGAGGCGGCGACGCCGGCCCGGGAGGGCUACGGCUACGCCAACAUCUCGCCGUACCCGAACGCGUUCGCCUACGGCCACGCCACGUGCGGCCGGAACCUGACCCGGGCCGACUGCGGGACGUGCCUGGGAGCGGCGAAGGACGCGAUGCUGGGGGGUUGCGCGAGCCGGAUCGGAGCUCGGGCGGUGCUGGCGGACUGCGGGAUGAGGUACGAGCAGUACCCUUUCAAUGAUUGA